Messenger RNA from Chrysoperla carnea, 2741 nucleotides. RefSeq names its product GTP-binding protein 1 (gene GTPBP1). Bases 241 to 2013 code for a protein of 590 amino acids. Lineage: Eukaryota; Metazoa; Arthropoda; Insecta; Neuroptera; Chrysopidae. Gene Ontology annotation, molecular function: GTP binding; translation elongation factor activity; GTPase activity. Gene Ontology annotation, biological process: translational elongation. The transcript has 3 exons. The record is from RefSeq and is a predicted model, not a curated record.
AAAUUAUUGAACACGUUACGUUACAGGUUACAAGAAGGAAAUAAGUUUACAUAAAUACGUGCUGAUUAUUUAUCAAAACAUAACUUGUUAUGUUAUUGUUAUUAAAAACAUACAGGUGUUCUAUACAAUUUUAUUGAUAGUGAUGUUAUCUAACCAUACUUAUUGGACAUUCAACAUAUAAUUAUUGUGUAAAAUUACAUAAGAUUAGCAAAGAAGAAUUUUUUUACUCAAAUCAAAAAAAUGAAUGCUAGUGGUGAAAGGGAGGCUGCUACAACCUCCACAAAAAAUUCAAAUAUUCGUGAUAAAUAUGUGUUAGUGAGUCCAACAUCUGAACAAUACGAUCUAUUAGUUGAACAUAUUAAGAAUCUGUUAGCCGAUGGUCGAGGUGAAACAAUAAUUGAAGUAGGUGUCGGGGAAAAUGGAAACGAAGAUGGUUUAACAUCGGAUGAAUAUGCAGCAGCGCGUGCAACAUUACAAUCAAUUGCAACACAAUUAGAUGCAGAUUGUGUACAAUUACGUGAACGUAAAGUUGAUAAAACUGGUGACAAGUGCACUGGUCAACAUUUAAUUCGUUCACGAUGGACAACGGAUAAUACAGAUUUCUUAGAAAUACGUGUAGCUGUUGUUGGUAAUGUAGAUGCUGGAAAAUCAACCUUACUAGGUGUUUUAACACAUGGGGAAUUAGAUAAUGGACGUGGCCAUGCUCGUCAACGACUGUUUCGACACAAACAUGAAAUGGAAUCCGGACGUACCAGUUCCGUAGGGAAUGAUAUUCUAGGAUUUGAUAGUACCGGAAAUGUUGUUAAUAAACCUGAACAUGGCACUUUAGAUUGGGUCAAAAUAUGUGAGAAAAGUUCCAAAGUAAUUACCUUUAUAGAUUUAGCUGGGCAUGAACGAUAUUUAAAAACGACAGUCUUUGGGAUGACUGGUCAUGCCCCUGAUUUUGGUAUGUUGAUGGUUGGAGCUAAUGCAGGAAUUGUUGGUAUGACAAAGGAACAUCUAGGCUUAGCAUUAGCGUUAUCCGUUCCAGUAUUUGUUGUAAUUACAAAAAUUGAUAUGUGUCCACCAAAUGUAUUGCAAGAGAAUUUAAAAUUAUUAGUAAAAAUAUUAAAAUCACCUGGAUGUCGUAAAGUUCCUGUAAUGGUUAAAACACCCGAUGAUGUUGUAUUAUCUGCAACAAAUUUUGUAUCCGAACGUCUGUGUCCAAUAUUUCAAGUAUCUAAUGUAACUGGUGAAAAUUUGGAUAUGCUAAAGAUGUUUUUAAACUUGCUAACAACACGUAUGCCACAUACAUUGGAUGAAGAGCCAAGUGAAUUUCAAAUAGAUGAUACUUAUUCGGUACCUGGAGUUGGUACCGUUGUUAGUGGUACAGUAUUGCGUGGUGUUAUCAAGUUAAAUGAUUCUCUAUUAUUGGGACCAGAUCCAUUAGGACAUUUUCAACCAAUUGCAGUGCGAUCUAUACAUCGUAAACGAAUGUCCGUGAGACAAGUACGUGCUGGACAAACUGCUAGUUUUGCUUUAAAGAAGAUUAAGCGAUCACAAAUCCGAAAAGGUAUGGUAAUGGUGAAUCCAAUUAUAAAUCCACAAGCUUGUUGGGAGUUUGAAGGUGAAGUACUUGUGUUACAUCAUCCUACUACAAUCAGUUCGCGUUAUCAAGCAAUGGUACAUUGUGGAAGUAUCCGACAAACUGCAAGCAUUUUAUCAAUGUCUCAGGAUUGUCUAAGAACAGGUGAUAAAGCAUUAGUUCAUUUUCGUUUUAUAAAACAUCCAGAAUACAUACGUGCUGGACAACGUAUGGUAUUCCGUGAAGGUAGAACAAAAGCUGUUGGUAAUGUUAUCAAAUUAAUACCACACAUAAGUAAUACGGGUACAACAGUUACCACUGGUGGUGGAAAUCAUCCUAAUCAUAAUCGAUCAUCAUCUUCAAAGAUGAACAAAAUGCAAUCUUAUAAGCAACAGCAACGAGUUACUUCGAAUACAGCAAAUGCCGUUACAACCACGCCUACUAAAUAAUUACUUUUCAUAAAAACGCAGCAAUAUAGUGUCCAAUAUAAUUUUAUUACAAAUUUUGAAGGAUAAACUUUAUAAGGAAAAUAGUUCGUUUUUGACAGCUUCUUUUCAAUAAUAGGCCGACGGCUAAAAUAGUAUAUUUUGACAAUACCAAUUAGAUUUGUCAAUUGUAUGUUGUCUCAUGCAAUGACAUUGAUCCACAGUAACUCCAAACAUAGAAAAUCUUUUUUCCGAUGGAAAACUUAGAUUCUCCCAUCAAACAAAUUUACACAAAAUUUCAGCCAAAUUGGCUAGUUUUUUUUAAUAUGUUACAAUUUUUUUUACUCCUAAGUAAACAUGAGUAAAAAUAAUCACUCUGGGAAAGUUAUUAAUAUUUAGAAGUUAUAAAUAUUGAAAAUUAAAGAAUUUUACUGAUAUUACCUGGUUUUGUGCAUGAUUCUUUAAAAAAAAAAUAAUUUUUAGCUUGUAAAUUGUCUUAUUCGUUGCAUGCAAAACCGAAUUUAUUAUAAGUUCUAUGUUUUUUAAUUAUAUCAUUAUCAUGAUUUUUAACAAAAUGAAUUCAUCAUUCAUGUAAUAAUAUAGCAUAUAUUUUUAUAAUAAAUAGUACAAUUAUUUAAAAAUAUAGGCAAUAUUUUUACAUAAAUGAAGAAAUCAUGUUACAGGCCUUUUAUUCUAAAUUUUAUUGUGUUUUCUACAUGCACAUAAUAUUGGUUUUUACUCAUAGGAUGAGA